AUGCCUUUCAAGUUCACCGUGUAUAAAGGUUCCAAAGAUGGAAUCAAGCAGGCUGAGAGUGAGCGAGGAGACCUCAAGUCCGACGAUGUACUCGUUCGCAUUACCCACUCUGGCGUUUGUGGGACCGAUGUCCAUUACCAGGGCGCCGACAUGGCGCUCGGUCAUGAAGGGACCGGGGUAGUAGAGGCGACUGGUCCCGACGCUCACCUUUUGAAAAAGGGCGACCGUGUGGGCUGGGGUUAUGAACAUGACUGCUGUGGCCACUGCAGGCAAUGCCUCACUGGCUGGGAAACGCUGUGUGGUGAACGCAAGAUGUACGGCGACGCCGACCUUGACCAGGGAUCGUUCGGCACACAUGCGGUGUGGCGUGAAGCAUUUUUGUUCAAGGUUCCCGAUAAUAUGAGCAACGAAGACGCCGGCCCCUUGAUGUGUGGUGGAUCGACUGUUUUCAACGCUCUCCACGUCGCGCAAGUUCGUCCAACCGCUCGCGUCGGAAUUGUUGGCGUUGGAGGUCUGGGGCACUUGGCUAUCCAGUUUGCUGCCAAGAUGGGAUGUGAAGUCGUGGUGUUCUCAGGCACAGACAGUAAAAAGGAUGAAGCACGCAAACUAGGCGCCGCCGAAUUCUAUGCGACCAAGGGCGUGAAAGAUCUGAAGAUCUCUGCUCCUAUCGACAACCUCAUUGUGACCACCAGCAGCCAGCCCGAUUGGCAGCUCUACCUGAACGUCAUGGCCCCCAACGGCGUCAUCUCACCACUUUCCGUAGACGCCAACGACCUCAAAAUUCCGUACAUGCCAUUGCUUGUGAAUGGUCUUCGGGUGCAAGGAGGGAUCGUAUCCUCAAGACAGGUCCACCGGGAUAUGCUCGCAUUUGCUGCGUUCCACAGCAUUAAGCCCAUCAAGAUGACAUUUCCUUUGACAUUGGAUGGCGUGAAACAAAGUCUUAAGACUCUGGAGGAGGGCAAAAUGCGGUACCGGGGAGUUCUUGUGGCUUAA
This is a messenger RNA of Penicillium nucicola, 993 nucleotides long. Its product is annotated as NAD(P)-dependent alcohol dehydrogenase. The record is from RefSeq and is a predicted model, not a curated record. Lineage: Eukaryota; Fungi; Ascomycota; Eurotiomycetes; Eurotiales; Aspergillaceae. Gene Ontology annotation, biological process: alcohol metabolic process. Gene Ontology annotation, molecular function: alcohol dehydrogenase (NADP+) activity; zinc ion binding. Bases 1 to 993 code for a protein of 330 amino acids. The transcript has a single exon.